AUGUACGAUCGUUGCGGAAAGAAAGGCGUUUUUGGUCAAGAGUUACCAUGUCCAGAUAAUCAACCCGCUCGAAAGACUACACCCGAUCUUAAGUCAGCACUCACUCGAAUUUGUGGUAGUCAAUUCUCAAGCUUGGAGACGGCUUGUUGUACGAAAGAUCAACUCGAAGAACUCUCUCAAUCGCUCUCCCAAGCAGAACCUCUGAUAUCGUCUUGCCCGGCCUGUCGCAACAAUUUCCGCCAGUUUUACUGUCACUUUACCUGCUCACCCAAUCAAGCCACUUUCCUCAACGUAACAUCUACUCAAACUGUUAAAAACUCGAAGACUGGAGAGCUUAACCCUGCCGUCAAAGCUGUUGAUUUUUGGGUAGACCCCCGAUUCGGUGGCGCGUUUUUUGAUAGCUGCAAGGAAGUCAAGUUUGGGGCUACUAAUGGUUACGUCAUGGAUCUCAUUGGCGGUGGCGCUAAGACUUGGACUAAAUUUCUGCAAUAUAUGGGUGAUGAAAAGCCCGGACUAGGUAGUCCGUUUCAAAUCAACUUUCCAACCCGCUCCGCGCCCAACUAUCAACACGAUUCUCUUCAACCUCUCUUGAAAAUAGACACCAGCUCAACAACUGCAACAGUUCCGAUCAAUUCAACUCUCACCCCUCUCAACGCUGAUGCUUUUAGAUGUGACUCGACCGCCCUAGAUGCUCGUUGCGCUUGUUCAGAUUGCUCGGCCGUAUGCGCCUCUCUUCCACCUCCACCGCCCUUAUUCAUUCCAUCCACUCCUUCAGAUAGCUGUCACGUCGGUCAGUUAAAGUGCGGGGACUUCUUCUGGAUAUUCAUCUACUCCCUGGCUCUAUCGGGUGCGCUAAUUUUUACGACAUGGAAAGAAGUUAUGAGACGCCGGAAAAUUCACUUGGCCACCGGCCGGAAUGGCGGAAAUUAUGGCGGAUACGAAACACCCAGCGGAUACGAACGUGUUAGCAUGCAUGACCCUUUAGCCCCUAGUGGCUCAGAAUUAUCCGAUUCACCCGAGAGCGAACAUGAAGACUCAGAUCAUCCGGGUCAAGCAGUAAACCCACUGAUUGGGGCCUCGUCGAUGGCAGACGCUGAGGGGCCAGUGGCUUCUCGCUCCGUUACCUCACUGUCGCCCACCAACCAUUCGUUCUUUGCCCACCAUCGACUAACCCGAGGCUCUUCGUUAAUGACGGACGCAGAUACACGACUCCUCGGCAUCCAACAUCAACCUCGAUCAUACCCAUUGAAUGUCUUUCUUAGUCGGGUCUUUUAUCGUAUCGGAUACGCCUGUUCUUCAAAGCCUUAUCUGACGAUCACGAUAGCCUUUCUUCUUUGCGGGUUCUUGAAUCUGGGCUGGUCAAAGUUCGAAGUUGAAAAGGAUCCUGUUAAAUUGUGGGCCGCUUCCGGAAGUCAAAGUGUUGCUCACAAAGCCGAUUUCGAAAACCGAUUUGGCCCGUUUUACCGCACUGAGCAGAUCUUCCUCUCUUCCAUCCUACCCGACCAACCCGUGUUAAACUACGAACGACUGAAGUGGAUGGCUGAUUUGGAGCAGGGCAUUCGGAAUUUGAAAUCCAAUUCAGGUCUCACUUUGGCUUCGGUCUGUCUGGCACCCACCGCAACAUCUCAUCCUCCCAAAUCAACCUCUGAUUGCGUUGUAGAAUCGAUUAUGGGAUACUUUGGUAACUCCCUUAAGGGAAUCGACGAAAAUAACUGGUCAGAAAGGUUGAAUGAAUGCGCGAGCGCUCCAGCUAGUUGCUUACCUCCCUUUGGCUCCCCGCUGAAUCCCAAGAUGAUUCUCGGUGGCCUCAAAACCUCUAACGACACAACCUCCACGGAAGUAGAUGCGAGCGGCGCCAAAGCCGCCAUUAUCACGUAUGUAGUGAAUAACUACUUGGAAUCUGACAAGCUGGAACAAGUUAGGGAAUGGGAAACGUCAUUGAAAACCUACUUGGAAGAAGUUACCGCUGGAAAGUCCAAGCAAAUCAAAGAUCCUCGAAGAAUUGGAAUGAACAUGGCUUGGUCGACAGAAAUCUCUCUGGAGGGCGAAAUCAAUAAGUCCACAAACACCGAUUUCCCAAUCGUGAUUUUGAGUUAUUUGGCCAUGUUUCUUUACGUAGCCAUUAACCUCGGUGGCAGUGGGAUCGUCAUUCUAUCCGCAAUCUUCCGUGGGAUCCUGGCACUGGCCAAGGUAUUGAUUCACCAGGUUUACCAACCUCCGGGAAACGACCCUAACUCGGUGUUUCCGACAGCGCAUCAUGCUCGAUCUACUUCACUCACACGUCAAUUAUUAGUCGAGUCAAAAUUCAGCCUUGCUCUAUGGAGUAUAUUGAUCGUUCUCCUGUCGGUGUCCACGUCUGUUGGCUUAUUCUCGCUGCUUGGCAUCAAAAUCACAUUGAUCAUUGCGGAAGUGAUACCCUUUCUUGUAUUAGCUAUCGGGGUCGACAACGUCUUUAUUUUGGCUAAUGAAGUCUCACGACAAAACUCCAAGGCUUACGCCUCUCUUGCUCGUGGGGGGCUGGGCUUCAGUGGAAUGGAAGGCCUUUUGGUAAAUGAAGACGAAGAUGACGUGGAGGGCUUGCCCGCAGUCGAGAUUCGUAUCGCGCGAGCUACCAGUCGCAUGGGGCCAUCCGUUCUACUCAGCGCAUCUUGUGAAGCCUUGGCCUUCGCUCUCGGAGCAAUCGUUGGGAUGCCGGCCGUCCGAAACUUUGCGAUCUACGCCGCUGGUGCUGUAAUCAUCAACACGCUUCUUCAAAUGACUGUCUUUAUCAGCGCAAUGGCAAUUGAUCUGCACAGGAUAGAGCAUAAUAAAGUAGAUUGUCUUCCUUGUGUUCAUAUAGCGACGUCGACUUCUUUUUCCGACCUGGCGACCGCAUCGGGAGAAGGCGACUUGGCCCGCUUCUUCCGCACAAUAUACAUGCCAUUUUUGAUGAAAAGAAAAAUUAAAAUCUUGGUGCUCAGUGUUUUUUCAGGCAUCUUUGUCUUUUCAGCACUUUGUUCCAAAAGAAUAGGGCUUGGACUAGACCAGCGACUGGCGUUGCCCCGAGAUUCACAUUUGGUACAUUACUUCAACGCCCUCGAUGAAUUCUUCGAGAUUGGUCCCCCAGUUUACUUUGUGGCUCAGAAUGUCGACCCGACUACUCGAGACGGCCAGCAAACCCUUUGUGGUCGCUUUUCUACUUGCCAGGCCCUAUCCAUGGCCAACGUCUUGGAAGCAGAGCGGAAACGACCGGAAUCCUCUUUCAUAGCUCAGCCAUCGGCGGUAUGGAUUGAUGACUUCCUUCACUGGCUCAAUCCAACUCUCGAAUCUUGUUGCAGGGUUAAAAAAGCAGAUCCAGAGGUAUUCUGUACCGACAGCGAUCGAGACAGGGAAUGUCGGCCAUGUUUUCAAGGCAAACAACCCCCCUGGAAUAUCACCAUGACUGGCUUGCCUGAGGGGCACGAUUUUAUGAAGUAUCUUGGACACUGGUUAGACUUCCCUACCACGGAUGCGUGUCCACUCGGAGGCAAGGCAUCAUAUUACAACUCCAUCGACCUUUCAAAAAAUAAUGAUAGUGUGAUGGCUUCUCACUUUCGGACAUACCACACUCCCUUGAAGCAACAGUCAGACUAUAUCAACGCAAUGACUUCUGCUAUCAGGAUCUCAGAAGACUUGUCCAAACGAACCGGAGGAAAGGUUUAUCCAUACUCGAUCUUUUAUGUGUUUUUCGAACAAUACAGCCGGAUCAUGACCACCUCUAAGGAAGUCAUUUUACUUGCUCUCUCAGCCGUCUUCAUCAUUUCAAGCAUUCUAUUGGGAUCCUGGCAAACUGGAGGGAUAAUGUGCAUCACGGUCUUCAUGAUCAUUGCCAACAUGACCGGCGGAAUGGCCGUCUGGAAAGUCGACCUGAAUGCGAUCAGCUUAGUUAACUUGGUCAUCGGGGUCGGGAUCGGGGUCGAAUUCUGCUCUCACAUUGUCAGAGCUUUCACUGGUGCUAACGGUGGUGGAUUGCCUAAAAGACAUCAUCUAGCUCAACGCGAUAGGGACGAGAGGAUCACGAUUGCCAUGAGCGAAGUGGGAUCAUCUGUCUUUGCUGGAAUUUUUUCAACCAAAAUCAUCGGUAUCGCUGUUUUGGGUUUGACAAAAUCCAAGUUGUUAGAGACAUACUUCUUCAGGAUGUGGUUAAUACUCAUAAUUUCAGGAGGAUUACAUGGAUUGAUACUCUUGCCAGUGAUGUUAUCGUACUUUGGAGACCAAGGAUUUGAACUUGAUGAUGACCAAGAUCUAGGCAAUCUAGUUCAGGCUCGAUAUGAGGUUGAGCAGCAACAGCGAAAUAACUUCUUGAAUGACGAUGAUGAUGAUUAG
Molecule: messenger RNA, 4344 nt
Organism: Puccinia triticina
Lineage: Eukaryota; Fungi; Basidiomycota; Pucciniomycetes; Pucciniales; Pucciniaceae
Exons: 6
Coding region: 1-4344 (1447 amino acids)
Cellular component (GO): membrane
Source: RefSeq, a predicted model, not a curated record